UCCUGGAGGAGCCUAACAUUUCAAAUGUGUGAACGGCCCCAUUUGCAAUGGCGGUUGUGCACCGGUAUCGCUGCAUUUGCAGGUGGCCUUGCCUUUUCCGGACCUGGCAGCAUGGGCCUUUGGAUUGGGUCAUCAAGUCCGCGCAUUCCCCUGCAGCGGUUCCCAACACGUAGUGAUGUCGCAGGGCUUCAGCACUUGCGUCGUGCAGAACAAUCCCAGAAGAAGGAUCGAAAGGUGUGGAGACUGUUCCCAUUCAGGAAGAUCCGGCCUUUUCGAAGAUUGCCAAAGCCGAAUCGGGGCACUUGGUUUGCUUUGUCUAUGCUGGUCUUCUUUGUGCUCACAGUUCUUCGCCACAGGAGAGCCGACAACAAAAUUCAUGAGGUGACCAUCAGUUGUUUGUUGGACAUCCUGGAGGAACAGAAAGUGGGAACCAGACAGGCAGUUGUUGGAGCUUCCCAGUGCGUCCUUAUUCUGGAUGAUGGAAGCAGAUAUCUUGCUCAUUUGCCAAGCGCUGUGUCUCCAGCGGUGGCAGAGCUCUGGUCAGCCUUGCGGCAUGCAAAGGUGAAUAUUUUGGCCGAACGUGCUGGUGGUGUGUCGCAGCUGGCCGUGAGCACCAUGAUUCUUUUCCUGUACCUCGCCAUUGUGUACUCCAUGAUGCGUCGAAUGACAGGUGGCCAAGGCAAAGGGUGGCGAGAUGCACGACAAAAAGUCAUGGAGGCCCAGAAAGUCUCCGGCUCGAAUGCCCUGGUGACUCGAUUUGACGACAUUGCCGGCAUUGAGCGGUCAAAACUUCAGGUGAAAGAGGUUGUGGAAAUGCUUCGAUCACCCAGCAGGUAUGCAGCUCUUGGAGCAAGUGUACCAAGAGGAGUUUUACUGGCUGGACCUCCCGGCUCUGGCAAAACCUUGCUAGCUCGUGCGUGCGCAGCAGAGGCUGGAGUUGCAUUUCUCAAUGUUGCAGCCACCGAAUUUGUAGAGCUCUUUGUUGGACGUGGAGCUGCGCGUGUUCGACAGCUUUUUGAGCGAGCUCGGAAGAUGGCACCGUGCAUUGUCUUCAUCGACGAGAUUGAUGCCCUCCGCGCUCGAUCGAAUGAUCCCCUCAGACUGGGGGGCGGCAAUCAGGAGGCUGAGUCGACCUUGAACCAGCUGUUGACUUGCAUGGAUGGCCUUGUGACACGCGAAUCGGGACGCCCAGUUGUGGUGAUUGCGGCCACCAACAGACCUGAGGUUCUGGAUGAAGCGCUCCUGCGACCAGGGCGCUUUGAUCGAGUGGUUCAGGUUGAUCUCCCCGAUGCAGAAGGUAGGUUGGACAUCCUUAAAGUCCACCUACGAUUGAGACAGGUGCCGCUUGCAACAGAGGUGAACGAACAGUCCCUCAGUGAGAUAGCUGCCAGGUGUGAGGGAUUCCCUGGUGCAGCCUUGGAAGCCAUGGUGAACGAGGCCGCCAUUCGUGCUGCCCGUCGCAACUCCUCCACAGUGGGUCUCAAUGACUUUGAAGUCGCAGUGACAGACUUCAUGCAAUCUCGAGAAUCAACAAGGUCUAAAUUUCCAUUCAAGCUGUGAUGGCGCUCUGACGGCACAUCAGCUGAAGGAGUAGCAUGCCAGUCCAAGGUGGACCGCGCCAGCGCUCCGCGGAAGUCAAUUUUGACCUUGGAACUGAAGAUAAGCUGACCCAACCCAACUUACCUCAAUUGCUUCAUUAUUUGUAGGAUGUGAAGGGAGAAUACAGCAUGUACCUGUC
Molecule: messenger RNA, 1738 nt
Organism: Durusdinium trenchii
Lineage: Eukaryota; Dinophyceae; Suessiales; Symbiodiniaceae
Source: the annotation of a GenBank genome assembly